Messenger RNA from Rubroshorea leprosula, 815 nucleotides. The record is from the annotation of a GenBank genome assembly. NCBI's taxonomy places the organism in Eukaryota, Viridiplantae, Streptophyta, Magnoliopsida, Malvales, Dipterocarpaceae.
CAGGGUUUUAGAAGUUUUCUUCCUCCCAUACACGGUCCUCCUCUUCAGAUGAGCAUUUCCCCUUUUGGCCGUCGCACACUCUGAGAACUUCUCCCCCACACCAUUCAGGUGAGAAAUACAUAGUGGAAAUCCUUCGCUUGAAGUGCUACCAAAAUGGCAUUGAGGCUGGCAAUGCUAAAACAUGCUGAGGUGAGCUUUAGUCCUAUCUUGGGGCUCAGGAGAUGGGCCCACUCUAUUGCACUUCCAAUGCCAUUGGAUGGUCCUGUUGGUCAACCAACAACACCCAAACCUUUUGUUUUUCCAGAGAUAGAUGCAAGGCCUGAUAAGAAUAAGAACACUAACAAUGUUAAUGGGAUUGGAUUCCCAAGUUUCUCUGUUAGUGGAUCUAUGGAGCUAAUGACUGAACCCAAGAGGAAGACAACUCCACAUAAGAGAGGAAUACGAAAUGGACCAAAGGCUUUGAAACCUGUCCCAGUGAUUAUUCGAUGCAAGAGUUGUGGUAGGGUUAAGUUGCCUCACUUCUAUUGUUGCAGUGGAAAUAGGGGAGCUACAGGUGAACGAAGUAGUGGUUCAUCUAGUUGAUCGGGUUUUCAAUAUGCUGGUGCAGUCAGAUUAGUAGAUAGGUUUCCAUUUAUAUGUUUGUGUAACGCAGUUGGAUAUCCAGAUUGGAAGUUUGUUUUAGAAAUCCCAUAUGGGGCUUGUGCUUCUUUUUCUUUCUCCUUAAAUAAUCAUAAAGAUAAAUAAGUGGGUUUAAAAUUUUGGAUUUUUUUUUUUUUUUAAAUCUUAAGUUGCACAAUUAAAAGUAAUUCUUCUCA